AUGGCGAGACAGAAGCAUACACAUAGCUUGAAGAGUAGGACGUCUCACAGCCACGCCGAGCAUGUAGACUACUAUAGCUCAACGACCACGACGUCGUCAGACUUUGCUGGUUUCGUGGAUCCCAUCAUGGACGGUUCAGCUAUCUUCGACGAGUUGUCCCACAAGAGUCUCUACUGGAUCGACGAUACUGACUCUUCACGGAAUCGUAUCAAUGGAGACGAAGCACCAUUAACAUCUAUACAACAUAUAUCAGGAAACAUGGCAUCGAUGGAUCCUUAUCCAAAUGCUCUGGAUAAGUUGAGCAGCGGGAUGUCAGAUUUCUUAAGCAACCAGAGUGCGGAUGACCAGUCAAUGGAUCGGAAUGGAAAACAUCGGUGUUGGGAUCACGGAUGCAACGGGCGUGAGUUCUCAUCCAAGAGUAACUUCGUCAGGCACGUAAAGGAAAGAUCAGGAGCCAGCACCAAGGGUGUAUGUCCCCUAUGCGGGGCGAUUUUCACCCGUAACUCUGCCAGAGAUACGCAUCUAGCCAAGCAGAGCUGCAACAGGAUCCGUCGAUAUUCCAAUGGUCGACCGCGUCCCAGCCGGCUUGCAGUCUUGGGUAAUCCCCGCUUAGCAGCUGCAGCAGCGGCAGCCACCCAAGAUAUUCAUUGGCAGACGGUGGACUGGGGCGCAGGCGCCAUGGGCGACUCAGAAGCGGCCGGAUUCCCACCCCCGAACUGA
This is a messenger RNA of Daldinia childiae, 720 nucleotides long. RefSeq lists its product as uncharacterized. The record is from RefSeq and is a predicted model, not a curated record. NCBI's taxonomy places the organism in Eukaryota, Fungi, Ascomycota, Sordariomycetes, Xylariales, Hypoxylaceae. The transcript has 2 exons. Bases 1 to 720 code for a protein of 239 amino acids.